This is a messenger RNA of Bombina bombina (fire-bellied toad), 3284 nucleotides long. RefSeq names its product MAGUK p55 scaffold protein 4 (gene MPP4). Gene Ontology annotation, cellular component: adherens junction; plasma membrane. Bases 18 to 1928 code for a protein of 636 amino acids. NCBI's taxonomy places the organism in Eukaryota, Metazoa, Chordata, Amphibia, Anura, Bombinatoridae. The record is from RefSeq and is a predicted model, not a curated record. Gene Ontology annotation, molecular function: protein binding. The transcript is spliced from 21 exons.
UUGAGAAGAUACUUCGAAUGGUUAAUCCCCAAAAGGCUGGAGAAUCUCUGAGGAUGAGGGAGUGCAUGGAAAUGACUCCAGGGAGUCUACAGGAGAAUGGACUUUCACAGGUUUUGACCCUGGUUUUGGAUGAGCUUGGGCUGUUUUACCACAGAGAUGUGAAUGGAAUUGGUGUACUUUACAGCUUGCUCCAGGCCCCCUGGCUACAGUCCCUUCUCAAGGUACACGACUCUCUUCACCAAUACAUCAAGAAGAGGCAUCUGCCCAUAGUGACCAAAGCAAGGGUCCUUUCAAACGAGGUUGUAGAGGUGCUGCGUGACUGUCCUUCAUCUGCGGACAUACGAGAGCUGAGACGGCUGCUGCGAGGAGUACACUUCAAGGCCUUCCUGUCUGCACAUGACACAGUGGCACAGAAAGAUUUUGAGCCGGUUCUCCCUCCUCUGCCAGAUAACAUCCCAGAAAAUGAGGAGGCCAUGAGAAUUGUGUGCCUGGUGAAAAACAAGCAACCUCUGGGAGCCACCAUCAAACGUCAUGAAAUUACGGGAGAGAUCAUUGUUGCACGGGUGAUCCAUGGUGGUCUGGCAGACAGGAGUGGUUUACUGUAUGCUGGAGACAAACUUGUAGAAGUGAACGGAGUGCCAGUUGAGGGACUUGAACCUGAGCAAGUCAUCCAAAUACUGGCUCAUUCAGAAGGUACCAUUGUGUUUAAGCUCAUUCCAGUGGGGGAUCGCUCUGUGAGCAGUCAUACAAUGCUAUUUGUAAGAGCAAUGGCAGAUUACUUGCCCCAGCAAGACCCGGCCAUACCAUGUGCUGAUGCUGGACUGCCCUUUAAGAGGGGUGAAAUCUUGCAGAUUGUUGACCAAAGUGACUCCAUGUGGUGGCAAGCGAGGAAAGCGUCACACAUUGGCCGCUGUGCUGGACUCAUCCCAUCAAAUCAUCUGCUCAAAAGGAAACAGCGGGAGUUUUGGUGGUCCCAGCCCUUCAUGUCCCAAUCCUGCCUUAAAGCGUCACAAUCAAUACGAGUGGAAGAUCCAGAAGACAUGAAGAUUGAUGAGAAAUGUGUAGAAGCUGAUGAAGAAACAUUUGAAUCAGAGGAACUAAGAGGAGAAGAGGAAGAUUUCAGUGAAGAUGGACAGGGUAAUUUUAUUGCUGGGUUUCGAAGAAGUAUGCGCCUUUGCCGCAGAAAGUCCCACGGCAGCCAGUUAACCUGCUACUCCCGCUGCCCCAGCAGCAGCUGCUACCAUUCAGCUACUGCCCCCUACGAGGAGGUUGUGCGAUUUCAGAGACGGCAAUGUGAUCGCUAUAGACUCAUUGUUCUCGUUGGUCCUUCAGGAGUUGGAGUUAACGAGCUGAGGAGACUGCUGAUAUGUCAAAACCCCUACACAUUUCAAAGUCCUGUACCACAUACCACCCGUCAUAAGAAGAGCUAUGAAGAAAAUGGUCGGGAGUAUUUCUUUGUGUCCAAAGAAAUGUUUGAAAGUAUGGUGUUCAGUCACAGCUUCUUGGAAUAUGGGGAACACAAAGGACAUAUGUAUGGUACCAGUGUGGAUGCAGUGAAAGCUGUUUUAGAUGAAGGAAAAAUUUGCAUCAUUGACUUGGAGCCACAGGGCAUCAGUGGGGUGCGAACCCAUGAACUAAAACCAUAUGUUAUAUUCGUCAAACCACCAAGCAGAAGUUGCAUGAGACAAACGCGAAAAAAUUCGAAAAUUAUUACAGACUAUUUUGUAAACAUGAAGUUUAAGGAAGAAGAUUUUCAGGAGAUUGAAGAAUCUGCUAAGAAGAUGGAAGCUCAGCUUGGUCAGUUCUUUGACAAUGUUGUGGUGAAUGAUAAUUUGCAGACCGCCAGUGUUCAGUUAAUGACCAUAGUACGUCGUGCACAGGAUGAACCUCAGUGGAUCCCAUCAUAUUGGAUCUGUUCCGAUACCUAAUAAAUGAGAAAACAUCAGUUCAUGAUUGUUCAUAUACUAGAGACUUUUUCGUUGCAUUAAUGUAACAGUACAAUCUCUUAUAAUUUUGUACCUUUUCCAAUAAAAUUCAUUAUGAGAGGAACCUUCAGGGGAUGAAGAAAUGGAAAAAAUCUGCUACAACAAUGUUAUAUUUCUUUGUAUUGGUUUAUUCAGUCUAAUAUAUCAUAAGGCUUUUGUUAGAUAAAUAGACACACAUCUCACAUAUUAUUUAUUUGUAUCAUGUAUAUUAACCAACAAAGAAACACCCAAAUUCAAUUCUCAAAAUCUACCACUGGUUUUACAAUUAUCCCUACUAGAAAUUACGCAGCACAAGUAGCGCUUAUCCUUUCCAACAAGGAUAAUCCCAAAACCAGUAGAAUUGGGAGGUCUUGAAUACUGGUCAUUUUAAUCAAUGUUAACCUUUGUAAGUGAAUGAAAAAUAAGUGAUCUAUAUUUUUUAUAUAAAUUAUUGUUGAUUUGCUUUCUGUUCAGAAAAGUAUUUCUAUUUUAAGAAUUAGGAGGUACAUUGCUUUGUGGCAACUGCAGAACAAGUAAAACAAUGCAUUUCCUGCCUUCUGUUUAUAUGAGUAAAGAUUUUUAACCUUUAUUGAUUUGUUUAAUAGUUUUACAUUUCACUAUAAUGUAAUUUGAGAGAUUAGAAAAAUAAGAAAACUAAGAUUGGUCGGGAGACAGAAAAUUAAAGACAUCCUAAUUUAAAAAUCAAAUAAGCUAAUAGAGUGUUUUGUUAUGAUACUUAAUACUAUGUUAAAGGGACAUGAAACCCAAAAAUUUUCUUUCAUGAUUCAGAUAGAGAAUAUAGUUUUAAACAACUUUCUAAUUUACUCCUGUUAUCUAAUUUACUUCAUUCUUUAGAUAUCCUCUGUUGAAGAAAUAGCAAUGCACAUGGGUGAGCCAAUCACACAAGGUAUCCACCAAUCAGCAGCUACUGAGCCUAUUUAGAUAGUAAAUUAGAUGAUAGAAGUAUAUUGGACAGUUUUUCUUUAAAUUGCAUGCUCUUUCUAAACAUGAAAGAAAAAAAAAUGUGGGUUUCAUGUCCCUUUAAGCCCCGCACAUUGUCUUUAAUCUUCAUCCCUGCAUAAGAAGAUCAGUUUUUGUAUGGAUCUCAUCAUUAGUCCUACAACUUCCUGUUGCAACACAAUAUCCUAAUAGUAUACACUUUGUUUUUAACAUUCCAAACUAAUAUGAUUUAAAAAAAAAAAAAAUGACAUGCUUAUUCCAGUUUUUAGGGUUGCAUGGUACAUUCUCUGUGGUUCAUAUCUGCCAAUGGCCCUCUAACAUGUAUACAAUUCAUCACAAAAUAAAAAAAAUACUUACUAA